UUUUAAUCUAAUUCAACUACACUACUGUGUCGUUUCAAUAAUGCAGCAUAUCCAAAACGAAGCAAAUUUGUGAAGUGUCACAAAAAGUGUGGGGUAAAAAAGAACAUAGAUUUCCCUCACAACCUUAUCUUCUGUGAAACACUCCAACAUCUUCUCAUUCCAUCAACAACACCUUCAUCAUGACUGUUACAACAACUCCCUCCACACUUCUCAAUCCACAGUUUCUUCACAAGAAUAUUAGGCACAAUAACAUUUGGAUUUUCACCAACAAGACUCAGUUUUCUAUUCAUAGAACACAAUUUCACUUCUCUCACAUUGUACCUAUUCAUGCAACCUUAAAGGGUUCAAAGGGAUUUGGACCUUCUCCAAAGAAAAAGAAAAAGACAUUUAAGAAUCUCAAAAAGAACAAAGAAGAGGAUAAUAGAGAAGAAGAGGGAAAAGAAGAAGAGAGAGAUGAAGGGGUGAUUCCUGAAGUAGUGACCAACAGAAUGAUAGGUAGAAUGGGAUUAUCUGUGGGGAUUCCAUUGAGUAUUGGGCUUUUGUUUUUUCCAUUUUUUUACUAUCUUAAAGUUGGUUUGAAAAUUGAUGUGCCAACUUGGGUUCCUUUCAUUGUGUCUUUCUUCUUUUUUGGGACUGCUCUUUUGGGUGUGAGUUAUGGGAUUGUGUCUGCAAGUUGGGAUCCUUUGAGGGAAGGGUCACUUUUGGGAUGGACUGAAGCACAAAAGAAUUGGCCUGUUUUUUGGCAAUCAUUUAGAGGUGAUUCUAGAAAGGAUUAACCUUUUUUCCCACUAUUUGUUAUUUAUGUCUUACCAAAAGAAUAGUAGUUGUUUUUUCUCUUUUCUAAGUUUUCAACCUUCAAUGAUAAACAUGUUGUUGAGAAAGUGAAUUGAAGAGAGAAUUGGCAUGGAUCAAAUGAAUAUUACAAUUGAUAAUGAACUACAAAGCAAGUAUUCUUACUUGCAAGAUGAAACAGUGAAUUCAUUGUCUUGAGAAUGAAAAGUGACUAAUUUUUCAUACCA
Molecule: messenger RNA, 1019 nt
Organism: Lathyrus oleraceus (garden pea)
Lineage: Eukaryota; Viridiplantae; Streptophyta; Magnoliopsida; Fabales; Fabaceae
Product: protein PAM68, chloroplastic
Exons: 2
Coding region: 180-776 (198 amino acids)
Source: RefSeq, a predicted model, not a curated record